Molecule: messenger RNA, 5080 nt
Organism: Sphaeramia orbicularis (orbiculate cardinalfish)
Lineage: Eukaryota; Metazoa; Chordata; Actinopteri; Kurtiformes; Apogonidae
Gene: arhgap10
Product: Rho GTPase activating protein 10
Biological process (GO): signal transduction
Cellular component (GO): cytoplasm
Molecular function (GO): protein binding; GTPase activator activity
Source: RefSeq, a predicted model, not a curated record
CAGAUGUCAGCAGAGUUUCUCAAUCUGUCACUUGGCUGGUGGACUCUGUUUGAUGGACGAAGGGGAACAUUGGAUACAACAACACCAACUUUUUGACAGCACCAGCGGACAGACUUCGAAUGAAUGCUUGAACCGACACCGUACUGUUGUCCCCUUGUCACCGUCUUACCUGUUAGCUGCUCUUUUCGUGAUUUGACAACUGUGGAACAACACCCAUGCGCGUGUGUGUGAAGUCACCAUGCUAACGCCGCCGUUAGCUGCUGCUACCUGACCUGACUAUGUUUUACCUGCUACACCUACAUUUAACAGCCAGACAGGCGGUAACCUUUUUGUAACUGCUGUUUAGUUAGUUUGUUUGUUUUUUCUGUAGAUUUUGACGAGUUUGUUUAGUGUACGAGGCUGUGUGUGUGUCAGUAGAAAUGGGACUACACCCGCUGGAGUUCAGCGAGUGCUAUCUGGACAGCCCCUGCUUUAGGGAGAAAAUAAAGGCACACGAAGCAGAGCUGGACAAAACCAACAGGUUUAUCAAAGAACUCUACAAAGAUGGCAAGAACCUCAUCAAUGCAACCAAGCAACUUGGAAUGGCACAGCGCAAGUUUGCUCAGUGCCUGGGAGAGUUUCAGUUCGAGUACAUUGGAGAUGCAAAGACAGAUGACGAGAGAUGCAUUGAUGAGUCUUUGCAAGAGUUCUCCUCAUUCCUUAAGAACCUUGAAGACCAAAGAGAGCUUAUGAUGAGGAACAUCACAGAAACCUUAAUGAAACCCCUGGAGAAGUUCAGAAAAGAGCAGCUUGGUACAGUAAGGGCGGAAAAAAAGAAGUAUGAGAAAGAAACAGAAAAGUACUACAGUUCUUUGGAAAAGCUUUUGAAUAUGUCAGCGAAGAAGAAGGAUGCACAGCUACAAGAGGCAGAUGUCCAAGUGGAAAUGAUGAGGCAGCACUUUCAGGAGGAAUCACUGGACUAUGUUUGCAAACUGCAGGAGAUCCAAGAGAGAAAAAAGUUUGAGUGUGUGGAACCGAUGCUGGCCUUCUUUCAGACAGUCUUCACCUUUUACCACCAGUGCUUCGAGCUGGCCAAGGACUUUGACCAUUAUAGAGCACUGCAAAUUAAUAUUCAAAAUACAAGGAGCCGAUUUGAGGCCACAAGGUCAGAGGUGUAUGAACUGAUGAAGAGAAUCAGGGAGGGACCACAAGAAUACAGACAGACCAGCCCUAUCAGUUGUGAAGGCUACCUCUAUGUACAGGAAAAACGACCACCUCCUUUUGGUUCAAGUUGGGUGAAGCGCUACGCCACAUUUGUCAAAGAGCAGAAGAUCCUACAUAUGGUGACCUUUGACCACAGAUCUGGUGGAAAGAUUGGUGAGACAGAGUCUGUCACACUCAAAUCAUGUGUUCGCAAAACAACAGACGUGUUGGAUAGGAGGUUCUGCUUAGAGCUGGACAUAACAGACAGGCCAGGGACAGUACUCACAGUACAGGCUCUUUCAGAAGAUGACCAAAAGUUUUGGAUGCAGGCAAUGGGUGGGAAGGAACCUAUUGGACACUAUCUUGGGAGAACUUAUUCUAAAGAAAGAGGAAUUGAUGCCCAGCUUGAUGAUGUGGGCUUGAGUUUUGUGAAGAACUCCAUCAAUGCCAUAGAGAAGAGAGGUAUUAAUGACCAAGGAUUGUACAGAGUGGUUGGGGUAAGCUCCAAGGUCCAGAAGCUUCUCUCAUUAAUGAUUGAUGAGAAGAGCAAUGAUGUCGAUCUAUCUGCCAGUGAAGACUGGGAUGUUAAGACAAUAACAAGUGCACUGAAGCUUUAUCUGAGGAGUCUUCCUGAGCCAUUGAUGACCUAUGGACUUUACAAAGAGUUCAUCAGCCCUGCAAAGGGCGGUAGUCCAGAGUCUCGCAUCCAAGCCGUCCACUGCCUGGUUCACCAACUACCAGAGAAGAAUCGACAAGUCCUCGGGCUGCUUAUGAAGCAUCUGGCCAAUGUGGCAGCUCACAGUAAGCAGAAUCUGAUGACUGUGGCCAACCUGGGUGUGGUAUUCGGUCCCACGUUAAUGAGGCCACAGGAGGAGACUGUCGCUGCCAUAAUGGAUCUUAAGUUCCAGAACAUUGUGGUGGAGAUCCUCAUUGAACACAAUGAAAAGAUCUUUGCAGAUGCUCCGGAGUCAUGCCCUCUUUCACCUGCUGCCCCAGUAUUCUCUGCUCCCACAAGGCAGUCCAAGAAGAUGAGUCGACAGAAUCGGCCCCUGGCUGUCUACAAUCCACAAGCCCUCGACAUCCAGUCUGUGUCAGCGGUGGGGGAUGGCUCCAACCUAGCUGCAGAUGAGACAUCAAUGGGCAGCAAUGAGUCUGUAUCAUCCCAGUCAUCGUCAGCCUCGACCUCAGAGACGCCUACAGAGAAGAGCGACCAUGCCCCGCUAAGCAGCAGCCUCAGCUCAGGCAGUACCUCCAGAUCCCCCACAGCAGCCGCCUCCUGGUCUGCUCCUGGAGCGUCAGGAGAAAACCAGCCAGCUGCCACGACGGCUGCCACUGAAAAAGAAAAUUCAGAGGAGAGUGUCACCAGCAGGAAAGCCAUGGCGGUGUACCCAUGUGAGGCUGAGCACGACUCUGAGCUUUCCUUCCAGGUCGGCGCAAUAUUCAACGCCGUGACCCAUUCAAGGGAGCCGGGCUGGCUGGAGGGGGAGCUGGAGGGAAAGAGGGGCCUGAUCCCUGAAAACUACGUGGAGAUGCUGUAGCCCCGAAUGGAAAUAUUUAUGGACAUAUAAAGUAAUGACUUUCACUGGGAAAAGUGUGCAGAGAUGCAUGUGCCUCAACUCUGAAAUUCACAUUAGAGCCUUUCUUAAAAAUGUAAUAUGUAAGAUUUAUGCAUGCUGAUGCGCUUAUGUAAAGUUUGUGUUAGAGUCUGUGUUGUGCUGGAAGAUGGUCAUUUGUUGACAUCAGCCAACGUCAUUCUAACAGUAGCCAGAGCUGUUCAUUGUGGCUAUAGAGGAGCAGAAGCGACGCAUUGAAGAACUCAGGAAAAAAGGGUUUUUGUGGACACAGUAGUCAGUCAACACACGGUUAUGAUUGGAACAGAGGUAUUUGUUAUGGUCUGUUCAUGUUCUGGUUAUUGAUUUUGCAUUUCAGAAACAGCUUUUAAAAUCCAAAAAUAUUAGAUUUUCCUUUAAAAUACAAGGUUUUACUCAUCCAGGGUCUACCACGCCUUCGCCCAUAGGAAGCUGGGAUAGGCUCCAGCUCCAUUCAGAAGAUGAAUGAAUGAUUACAAGGUUUUGUUCUUAUUCAUAGUGGAAAAGAGAUUGUAAAAACAGACUUGAUGUUCAUUUUCUGUUUUGUAGACCAGGACUAAAAACCAGAAAACCGAGAACAGUUGUGAUUGUUUCCAAAAUAACAGGAAUAUAAUUACUUUUGUUCUCUGGAAGGGAAGGGAUUAUUCAAAAACUACACAGAAAAACACAUCUGGUUUGACAGUAAAUAUGUAAAGAAGUUUUUCUGCAGAAAAAUGAAAUUCAAUCUGUUUUUAAAAUCCUCUUUAUGCGUUUAUGAUCCUGAUUAAACAAAAAAAAAAAACCACCUUGGAUUUCUAUUUUUUUUUUUUUUUUUAAUGAAUCACCUGUUUCUGAAAAUAAAAAUCCAAUGACCAAAAUGCGCAUAGACAAUUUAUUUUAGAAAUGGACACAGACUCCAACACAAACUUCACAUUCGAAUCUUACAAACUGAACCUUUAUGCAAAUAUGUUAUUACUGCUGGACUGUUGUAGCUGAUACUAAAGAAUACAUAUUUCCUUCUGCUGUCAUGCUUGUGAUGCAUGUGCAAGCAUGUUACUUAGUUUUGAUUUUUUUUUUUUUUUGGCCUUUUUCAUCACAAAAUAGGUUUGCACUUAAAUCAGCGUGCUGCUGCAUUCGAAGAUGCUGUAGUCUCCAAACAUCCAGGUAACUUUUGUAGCAGCACCACAGAUCUGGAUCUGGAUCUGCAUCUUUCUCUCACUGCUUCAUUCUGUCUCUUCUGCCCAGUUAUACAUGGUAUCCAUGAGCUCCGAGUCCUCACACAUUAAAAACUAAAAUGUCAGCACUCAUAUCACUGCACUAAAAUCCAGCUGGUUUUCUCGACAAUGUUGUACACAAAUUUGUCUUCAGCUAUUGAAUGAUUAGAAAUACCCGUGCCUUAAUCACCAAACGUAUGUACGGGUACGUAUGAAAAGUAAUUGGAAUUUUACUUUAAUUCUAUGUUCUGUCCUUAUAAAAAAAAAUAUUUGGAUCUUAUAAACGAGGCACAUUGCUGUUGUAAUUGUAUUUUAUUUAAUUGGCACAUUGAAUGCAUGAGUUUUGAAUUGUAAAAAACACUUUGUACUGUUUUGUUUUUGAUGCACUCCUUUUGCAGAAACACAGUGAAACAUCUCUGUCGUAGUAAACAUUAGCAUCAGACAGAGUCAUCAAAAGUACCUUUUAAUGCAUAGUAAUAAUUGACACAUUGUUUUAAACUGUCAAAUGAUCUAUGUCUGUUUUUUUUUUUUUGUUUGUUUUCGAUGCAUAUUUUAUACGUUGCUCAGUUGACUUUGAGCAGAGAAAUGAGAUUCUCCCACGAGGUUGAAAUUUUAGUUCAUGAUUAUUUUAUCGUCAACUUUAGUGGAAUAAGUGAUUAGAUGAUAAAUCGGUUUUAGCACAAGUAACGCCAUACAUAUAAAAUACAGUAUUUCAAAGUUUUACAUCACCGUUAAAGCUACAUUUAUUGUUCAUAUAGCGUAGAGUUUUAAAUGCCAAAUAUAUUUCUCGAGUCUUCGUUAAGUGAUGGACAUGUUUUCGGUUUUGACAUGAACACACGUAACAUUUCAUCCCCUCUGCCGUUCAAAAAGACACUUUAAUUUUGCUGAGAGCUUUUGGUUCAGGCCGGUUGUUUGUGUUUUGGAUUGUGGUUGCAAUAAUUUAAGACAUUGAUUUAUGACAUUUGUAAAAGACCUUGACAUCACCUUCAUUUUUAUACCUUUGGGUAUUCUCUUGAUCUAUGGUAAACAAAUAAAGAUUUUUUUUUUUUUUUUUUUUCAUUAUUGCCUUUCUCUUUUAUUGCAGUUAAAUAAAAAAAACUCAAAUGUAAAAUCCUC